Messenger RNA from Halichondria panicea, 4576 nucleotides. RefSeq lists its product as uncharacterized. The transcript has 2 exons. NCBI's taxonomy places the organism in Eukaryota, Metazoa, Porifera, Demospongiae, Suberitida, Halichondriidae. The record is from RefSeq and is a predicted model, not a curated record. Bases 539 to 4348 code for a protein of 1269 amino acids. Gene Ontology annotation, cellular component: mitochondrial matrix.
UACAUUAUACAGUUUAGGCACGGCCAAACAUAAACACAUUAAACCAUUUUUGAUUGUCAAACAGCGUAGUUUCCUUGCUUUUUAGAUAUAUGUAACUGGUUGGUACACACAUUAGUGGUCUAAGAAAGUAGUUCACCAUUUUUGUGCUUACUCAUACUUGCUUAAUUCAGUAGAUCUAUCAAUUUAUUAUAGUGGAGCUCGUCAACAGUUAGUAUGUAUUGCUCAACAGUUAGUAUGUACUGCACGCCCCAGCACUCCUGAUUAAAUAGUAUUUGAAUUGGAUCACUACGAGGCCAACAAAGGAUAGCUCUGUGCAUCAUCAGAUCUGGUCCUUUUGUGUAAAAGCGACCUAUGAGGUUAUCAAACCUUGAACCUAUACACACUGAAUAUCAGUAAAAUGCUAAUUAGAUCACUAUGCAAGAGGGAAUAAAAUGGGGCACAAAGGUUAUUGUAAUCAGAGUUAAAAAGACAGAAGACAACCUAGCUGUUACACAGCGUAGCACGUUUGUGGUUUAAACAAAAGCAACGUACCCACUUCAUGCAUCACAAGAUGAGGCUCGUGGUGUUUAUGAAAGCUACAGUACUUCCUGUUGUUUUGCUGAUAUUUGUCUGUCAUGCACAAGAGCAACAAGUUCAAGAGUGUCUAGUAAGAGCUAGCGAGUGCUCAGGCAGUUGCUUGAAUGGAUCUCUAAACCUUACUCUAAAUGAGUAUGCCCAGAAUAGUAUCCCUUUUUGUCGAUCAACCUCCAUAAUGAUUGCACUUCCUGCAGGAGAGCAUAUUUUAGAUCAUGAUUUAAGUGCCGAGAAUAUUUCAGAUUUUUCGCUAGUAGCAACUGGUAUCGCAAUUAUCAACUGCCAGAAUGUAUCACUAAACUUUAGAUUCAUUGAAAGGCUUGUGUUAACGAACAUAAAAUUCGUUUCUUGUGGAUCGAACGAUUCGCAUGGUUUAACCUUCAGCAAUGUUAAAGCUGUGCACAUCGUAAACAUCACUAUCACACAUAGUACCUUCGGUGCUCUCAGCAUUGUUAAAAGUGAUGUUGUUAAUGCUAUUGAUGUUACAAUUUCCCAUCAUAUUAACUCUCGAAGCACACUUUUGGUACUGAAAAAUUUGACUCUAGUAACUUUUUCCGGCACAACCAAAAUCUCAAAUAAUAGUCUAGAAAAUGAAGCUCCGAGUAUGAUUGCUCAUAUUGAAAACUGUACUAUGACAGCGGAGAACAUGGUAUCUUCAGACAAUGUUAGCCCUUUUGGUGUGGUGGUUAUCAAUAGUACUAUUAGUGGUACUGGUGAAUGGAACUUCAGCCAAAACAGAAUAUCGAAAGGAGGAGGGUCUCUAUCACUGACAAACAACACAGAGGCUCAAUUUCAUGGAACAAUAAUUUUCUUUAAAAAUUAUGCGGAAAAUUUUCAGGAAACAACAGGCGGAAUGCUUCUUAGACAUAGUUGUCUCAACUUGACUGGGACUCUGCAAUCAAUUGCUAACCAAGGACACACAACGUCGAUUCAGGCUAUCCAAUCACAUAUAACCAUUAAUGGAAAUCUAACGAUAAACAACAAUUGCAAUGGCUUCGUAGGUCUAUCACUAGCAGGACGGACAGUGUUAACAGUUCACGGCUCUCUAAAAGUCCACAAGAACACCUUACUUAUGGGGGCUCCCUUACAACCAGAAGGUGGGUUUGGCCCUGGGGGUACAGUUGGAAUUGAAGAUUCUCAACUUACGGUAGUUGGUGAAGUAUCUUUUUUGAAUAAUACACUAUCUCCGAUAACUGCCUACAAUGGAAAAAUAAACCUGAUGAGCCAUAAUUUUACUAUAGUAUUUGAAAAUAAUGCUGGAGUAUUGUUUGCUGUGAGAUCAUCAAUUGAGAUAAAAGGUUCCUCCCGUUUUACUGCCAACGAUAAAGAAGAUGAUUUCAAAGAUGGAACACUUGCUAUACAAGAAAGCACACUUGAACUUGGUGGCAUGUACACGUUUAACAAAAAUAUGCUGUACGACGAAAAUGGUGGAGCAAUAUAUGCAACAAUAAAAAGCUUGGUAAAGUUUAGUGGCCAUGGAAUUUUUUCACACAACAGUGCAAAUUAUGGUGGUGCAAUCUACCUCGAUCAAUUGUCCAGAAUUGAGAUGGAAAACGAAACAAAAUUGUUAUUUGAGUAUAAUAAAGCUGUAAAAGGAGGUGCUAUAUUUAUUGGAACUUCAAUCAGGAAUGUAAACUGUUCAAGUCCUCUGAGGAAUUGCUUAUUUGAUGAAGUCAACAAUCAUGAUGUUGCCGUAAUAUUCAAACACAACAAAGCAUACCCUGGGGCCAGCGUUCUUCAUGUAAACUUUGACGAUGCACCACCUAUUCUAAUGGAUUAUCAAGCCUUAAGAAACCUGGAAAGCACAUUUAAAAUUCUAUCCAAUAACUCACUCCCUCAAAAAUUCUCUGACAGUUACAGAUUUGACUUAUGCAACUGCACGAAUAAAUGCUGCGACUUAAAUGCUACCAGAGGCAAAGAAUUUUAUCUCGGUGCUCGUGCUUUCAAGUUUUAUGGUGAUAAAAACAUGUCAGAACCGAUUAGGGGAAAUCUAUACUCCUCAUUGAGAUCUUUCGACACUAACUCAGAAGUCAUAUCUUAUGUAAUGAUUGGUAAUGGUGAACUUCAAAGAGUUAGUUCUCAAGACUGCAGUGAAAUUAAACUCACAGUUAUGUCACCAGAAGACGAAGAAACUAUACUCCUAACUAUUGGUGAAUCAUUUCUUGAUAAACAGAAAACAAUUCAAGUGAAAGUAUCUCUCAACACACCAUGUCCACGUGGGUUUCCGCUCAACAUAAACAGAACCAGUUGCGAAUGUGACGAAAAUAUUAUGAAGUAUUUGAAAAGCUGUGAUAUCAAUGAAAUGGACGGUUAUCUAAAGCUUAAAGAAUUUCAAUCGUAUUGGAUAGCUCCUUACGAAUUGAACAAUUCAAUGUAUGAAAGUUCGCUAUCGUUUUACCGAAACUGUCCACAUGGUUAUUGUAUUACAGAUGGUCCUUUUAAAUUCGAAGAAGAUAGCAUUUGCGACAAUAAUCGAUCUGGCUUACUAUGUGGAGAAUGCACAGAGGAUUAUAGUCUUUUAAUAGGGGGUGAGAAAUGUGGCUACUGCUCAAAUAAUUCAUCUGUAGCACUUAUUGUUUUGUUUGCUGCUUUGGGAAUUAUUUUGAUUGCUUUUAUUUUUUUCACACAAAUGACAGUGGCUACAGGGACCAUCAAUGGACUAAUUUUUUACGUUAACAUUGUAAAUGCAAAUCGAAAUGUGUUUUUUCCGGAGAGCUUUUCCCCUGGCUUGAGUGUUUUUAUUUCUUGGCUGAAUUUGGACUUUGGUUUUGAAAUGUGUUUUUAUCACCGGAUGAACCAAUCGAUUUAUACUGGCUUGCAAUUCUUGUUUCCACUAUAUCUGUGGCUAAUAUCCGCAGUGAUAAUUAUUGUGUGUCACUUUUCAGUUCGAAUAUCAACAUUUUUUGGAAAAAGUGAUCCCGUAGCAGUUCUAGCUACGAUAAUCUUGCUGUCAUACAAUUCAUUGGUACACACUAUCAUUAGGAUUUUAUCCGUUGUUACUCUUAAUACUCCUGACGACUCAGGAUUGCAUGUAUGGCUCUAUAAUGGGAACAUUGUAUAUGGAACAGAGAAUCACGUAAUCCUUAUUGUAAUUGCUAUCGUGUUUCUUGUUUGUUUUUUCCUGCCAUACACACUUGUGUUGACCUCAUCCCAACUCCUGCAGCGAACUAGAUGUGCCUCUAAAAUGUUCCAGUAUUUGAGCUUGCAACCAUUUAUCCACGUUUAUCAAGUGCCAUUCAAGGCUUCUCAUCGUUAUUGGGUAGGACUUUGCUUCCUAAUGCGUUGUGUGUUGCUAAUUAUAUUUGCUACCGUGGAGAGUAUACACGCAAAUCUCUUUGCUCUAAUCACCCUUUGUUUAAUAUCACUGAGUAUGUUUCGAGUAACUGGCGGCAUCUACAAUGAAACAUGGAUUGAUCUCCUCGAGAUUUCAUUCAUUUUGAACCUAGGCAUUCUUGCUACCUCUACUUGGUAUGCUAUAUCAAAAAAAGAAAAACAAGAAAUUGCUACGUAUAUUUCUGUCUCAGUUGCACUCCUAUCGUUUGUCGUGCUUGUGUUUAUGCACGUGUUUUGGCGACUUAGGAAACUACCUAAAUUCAGGAAGAAGAUGGAGUACAUGAUGAACAAAACAAAGGACUCGGGUUUGGAAUCACCUGAAAAGAAUCCUCAGAAAAAAGAAGCUGGCACCGAGCGUCCAACAAACACACUUGUUGAAUUGAAAGAAAGUUGCCAGGUUGUUGAUCUCAGGGAACCAUUGCUUGAGAGUGUAAUACAGUGACCAGAUGUAUUAGUGCAUGCACAUGCAUAGUUUGAACGAUCUACAUACUGUAGGUACGUACAAGUAACAUAAUACGCAAUACAUAGCAUAAACACUUAAAAGUUUCUAUAGCAUUCAGUGUCUUGCUUUUCUAUUAAUUUUUUGAUAUUGGGCAUGCAUACAUGUAGAUCUAUCACAAUGUCAUAAUUAUUCACUUAUAUAAUUAUUAUAUAUAAUGUUAUUCAUCUG